Suillus discolor is the source of this 1123-nucleotide messenger RNA. RefSeq names its product glycoside hydrolase family 16 protein. The record is from RefSeq and is a predicted model, not a curated record. NCBI's taxonomy places the organism in Eukaryota, Fungi, Basidiomycota, Agaricomycetes, Boletales, Suillaceae. Gene Ontology annotation, molecular function: hydrolase activity, hydrolyzing O-glycosyl compounds. The coding region runs from base 1 to 1032 and encodes 343 amino acids. The transcript has 5 exons. Gene Ontology annotation, biological process: glucan catabolic process.
AUGCACUCUCUCCCUAAGUUGUUUCUAGCGGCUUUCUCAUUUACCGUCCUGGUUGAUGGUAGCCAUCACUGGUACUCGCAUCAUUACCGCACUGCUGCUCACAGACAACUUAUCGGCAAAACCUACAUGAUACAAGACUUUUAUCGAGGAGAAGAUUUCUUCAAGGACGUAUCACCUAUCUAUGACUGGAUUUUCGCCAUUGGCUCGGACCCCACUGGUGGAAAUGUCAUCUACCAAGGCCAGUCGGAUGCGCAGUCUAAGAGACUUGCGUAUGUCGAUGAUUGCGACAACUCGUUUAUCCUUGCAGUUGAUUCAACCAGCACUGUUGCUGCCGGCGGUCAGCGUGCCUCUGUUCGUAUCACAUCUCAGAAGAGUUACAAUGGCGGUCUCUUCAUCUUUGACGCUUCCUACAUGCCUGUAGGUUGUUCUACGUGGCCUAGUUUCUGGACCGUUGGACCACACUGGCCCAUGGCAGGUGAAAUCGACAUUGUCGAGGGUGUGAAUAAUCAGGGCACAAAUCAGAUGACGCUUCAUACCGGCACGAACCAAACUUGCACUAACGAAAUAACAAAUAGUACCCAUCAGUUUUCAGGCAAAAUCGUAGCAACCGACUGUUUCAGUACCACACACGCGGACUCAGGCUGCAGCAUCGAGGACACAGACACAAGCUCUUUUGCGUAUGGUUUCAACAAUGCAGAGGGUGGUGUCUUUGCACUUUUGUGGGACAAUUCCGCUGGCAUGUCAAUAUGGCAUUUCGCUCGGGCCAAUAUCCCUGCGGAUCUCAUAGCCCAAACGCCCAGGCCUUCUACAUGGGGCAUACCAGCCGGAUUUUGGUCUUCACAAACCUGCGACAUCACGACCAACUUCUACGAGCACCAGAUGGUCAUUGACACUACUAUCUGCGGCAAUUGGGCAGGUGGUCGUAUCUACACCCAAUCCGGAUGCCCAGGAACGUGUUCAGAUAUGGUCGCCAAUGCUACUAACUACGUUGAUGCCAAGUGGGUCAUUAAUUACGUCGCCGUCUACCAGUAGCAUUUGCCUCAAUCCCUCAUCUCAUCUACAUCUGUAAGCAUGUUCAGCUCCUGUCGACAACGAAGCAGACUGAUUCGUUGCACGCUGCUGC